Molecule: messenger RNA, 1421 nt
Organism: Rubroshorea leprosula
Lineage: Eukaryota; Viridiplantae; Streptophyta; Magnoliopsida; Malvales; Dipterocarpaceae
Source: the annotation of a GenBank genome assembly
GUUUCGUGGCCCUUUUUGCUGUUCCUCUGCUUUCUUUCCAUUUCAUUUAGUCCGACGACGCUUACACCAUGAACUUCCAUUUCAUUGUUGCCGAUUCUCUCCAGAAGCUAGUGGUUCUGUUUGCCCUGUUUCUUUGGCAAUUCUUCAGCACACGGGGCAGCAUCGAGUGGACGAUCACUCUCUUCUCCCUCUCCACCAUUCCCAACACCCUUGUGGUCGGAAUCCCACUUUUGGGAGCCAUGUAUGGGGAGCAAAGAUUCUCCUCAAGGAACAAUUCCCUGAAAAAGCAGCCUCCAUCGCUUCCAAGUUCCAUCCAUGUUGAUUCCGAUGUCACCUCCCUCCGUCACUCUGAGCAAUUGCAAGCCAACGCCGAGAUCAGUGACGUUGGGAAACUGCAUGUGGUGUUGCGUAGAUCAUCAACUGUGUCGUCAUUAAAAUCCAAAAAUAUGUCUCCGACUCCAAGAGCAUCCAACCUCACUGGUGUAGACAUCUACUCUUUACCCUCGACUAGAGAACCGACGCCGAGGGGUUCUAUUUCCAGCUUCAACGAAGCCGAGAGCUUGGGAAGGAGGUGCAUUAACGGCGACUUGGGCAACCUUUUUAAUCAAAGACGGCACAAUUUUGCCACAUCUGAUACUUAUAAAUCAGAAAUAAGUUCUUGGCCAGAUAUGAUCCCUCCGGUGACCGGAACUGUACUUAAUGACAACAACAGCACAGAGGUUAAGGUUGAGGUUGCAUCUGAGUUCCCCGGCGACGCAUCCCCUCUGGCUACUAACCAAAAUGAAGCCAAUUGUGAGGCUAAGGAAGAACUGCAUGAGAUGCCUCCUGCGGGUGUCAUGAUAAGGCUUGGUCUUCUAAUGGUAUGGAGGAAGUUGACAACCAAUCUCAAUACUUAUGCAUGUGUUAUAGGCUUAGUAUGGUCUCUUAUAUCAUUCAGGUGGAACAUGGAAAUGCCAUCUAUCAUAAAAGGAUCGAUAACGAUAUUAUCAAACACAGGUCUUGGAAUGGCAAUGUUCAGUCUUGGCUUGUUCAUGGGGUCACAACCUAGCAUCGUCUCUUGUGGCAAAAGGUUAGCGAUUUUUGCCAUGGUCAUCAGGUUCUUGGUAGGCCCUGCUGUGAUUGCUGCAACUUCUGCCGCUGUAGGUCUUCAAGGCACUCUUCUUCAGGUCGCAAUUCUUCAGGAUCAUUUUCGGGUUGCUGAUUGCCUUGCCCAUAACCAUAAUCUAUUAUCUGCUUCUUAGCCAGUAAAAAAGCAAUAUUAUAGUAUUGGAUAAAGUAAUGCACCACUGACAGUGACUCAAGUUGUAGCUGACCACUUUAGUUUUCAUAUGGUUAUGUUGGGGGUUCGAAUCAUCUCCUCCCUCCCAACUUAGCCUCAAUUGCAACAAAAAAAAGUUGAUUAAUAAAUAAAUGGUGGUCAU